CCAUCCAGAAAGUGUGUCAGAGGACUGUGUUUGCUCCCAAAGUAGAUGACUGCUCACAUUCUGGUCUCUGUAUUACUGACUGCGAGAUACGAGAAAUUUUUAUUUCGUACAUCAUCCCAAGCCAGGACAAGGUUUUUCGAUUGUGGGAUAGAAUGCCGGCGAUCAUAAGUAAAAACUCCGAUUUGGAGUUUGACUCAUUACAACCGUGUUUCUAUCCGGAUGAGGACUUCUACUUCUGCGGUCCCGACUCUGCGCCACCGGGGGAGGACAUCUGGAAGAAAUUCGAGUUGCUGCCCACUCCGCCCCUCUCUCCAAGCCGCGCCGCGCUACCGGGAGAGCCGGCAACUGCCUCGCCGGAAGCAGACCCCCUUGGCUUCGGGUUAGGGGACCCACUGGACUGGGCAUCCGAGCUGCUGCUCCUGCCUGGGGACGAUAUAUGGGGAGCAUCCGACGAUCUGUUCGGCUCCGCUUUGGAUUCUAAUCCCAACAGCAUCAUCAUCCAGGACUGUAUGUGGAGUGGCUUUUCUGCCAGGGAAAAACUGGAACGGGUGGUUACGGAGAAACUCGGCAAAGCUAUUUCCACGGCGACAGCAGGCAGCAGGAGCGUGUGCGUCAAGGCGCAGGAGGUGGUGAGCCGCAACUCGAUGUCAGAGUGUGUGGACCCCACAGUAGUGUUCCCUUUCCCGAUCAACAAGAAAAACAGCACCAGGGACUCAUCUGGGACCAUUAUAACAUCCACGGUGCACGGGAGCGCGCCUAGUGACUCCGAAGAGGAAGACGAAGAUGAAGAAGAGGAAGAGGAAGAAGACGAAGAAGAAGAAGAAGAAGAGGAGGAGGAAGAAGAAGAAGAAGAGGAGGAGAUUGAUGUAGUCACAGUAGAGAAGAGGCGCUCUACAAUCACCAAGGCAUCACCCAUGGCGUCAGGCACUGUCACCAUCUCUGUACACCCCAAAAGUCAAGAUGCAAAAGGAAUUGUCUCAGGAUCCGGUUCUGGUGUGGUGAGUCGAUUCGUCAGCCGGGCUCCUCAGGAGCUCAUCUUGAAGAGAAGUUCAGUCCACCAGCAGCAACAUAACUACGCAGCCCCCUCACCCUAUGCUUCAGACGAUGACCCAACCCCUCCUCCAAAGAAGCAAAAGAUGUCUGAUGCCCCGCGCCUUCCUUCCAGAACCAUCUCUUCAUCCUCCUCAUCUUCCUCCUCAUCCUGCAGCUCAGUCACCAGCACAUCAGGGGUGCGCAGCAAGCGCAGCUCCAGCGGGGACAGCAGCCCGAGAGGCAGCUCCGACUCAGAGGACAGCGAGCGCCGACGCAACCACAACAUCCUGGAGCGCCAGCGCCGCAACGACCUGCGAUCCAGCUUCCUGACGCUGCGCGACCACGUGCCGGAGCUGGCGCACAACGAGAAGGCGGCGAAGGUGCUCAUCCUUAAGAAGGCCACCGAAUAUGUGAACUCGCUAGAGACGGAAGAGAUGAGGCUCCAGCAGGAGAAAGAAAGGCUCCAGGUCCGGAGGCAACAGCUGAUGCGCAGGCUGGAGCAGGCAAGGACUCGCUAACAGACAACUGCUACAACACAAACACUCACAAUAUACCCUGGACGACCCCCCCCCCUCCCACCCCCACCCCUCUGCAUCAACUCAAGUCUGAUACACAAGAAGAUGCACACAGAGGCCUCCAUAUCUGUUGCACACGUGCACACACCACCACAACCUCUCAGAGGAUGUUUAUCUUCAGAUGUCAACACACACCUUGGAGGGGCGG
This is a messenger RNA of Pelmatolapia mariae (spotted tilapia), 1755 nucleotides long. It is a transcript of the gene mycn, whose product is annotated as MYCN proto-oncogene, bHLH transcription factor. Lineage: Eukaryota; Metazoa; Chordata; Actinopteri; Cichliformes; Cichlidae. The coding region runs from base 153 to 1550 and encodes 465 amino acids. The transcript is spliced from 3 exons. Gene Ontology annotation, biological process: regulation of transcription by RNA polymerase II. Gene Ontology annotation, molecular function: DNA-binding transcription factor activity, RNA polymerase II-specific; protein dimerization activity; RNA polymerase II cis-regulatory region sequence-specific DNA binding. The record is from RefSeq and is a predicted model, not a curated record.